AUGGUGCAAAUUAAAAAUCACCAGGAAAGGAAAAUUAGGAAAUCAAAGGCAAAGGCAUGUUUAUUUGCUGCAGUUUCAUCCACUAUCUUCAUUCGUAUCAUGUCUCUGAAGUCGGCAAAAGAGGUAUGGGAUUAUCUUAAGACUAAGUACGAAGGAGAUGAGAGAAUUCGAGGGAUGCAAGUGCUGAAUUUGGUGUGUGAGUUUGAGUUGCAAAAGAUGAAGGACAGUGAAACCAUAAAGGAAUACACUGACCGACUUCUUAACAUUGCCAAUCACGUCAGAUUGUUGGGUUCCACUUUUAACGAUUCAAGGAUCGUUGAGGAAAUCCUUGUAACGCAUCAUGAGGAUGGACGAUAUAAGAAAAAGAAGAACAAGAAGUACCAACCAACAGAUGGAGAAGGUGCAACACGCAACAACAAAAAAAAAACAGGUAGCUUCAAAGGAAACUACCCUCCAUGUAAGCAUUGCGGCAAGAUUGGACACGCAUCUUUCAAGUGUUGGAGAAGGCCUGAAGCUAAGUGCAGUAAGUGCAAUCAGUUUGGGCAUAAAGCAAUCAUUUGUAAGAACAAAACUCAGCAGCAGGAUGUAGAUGCUCGAGUUGUAAAUGAACAGGAAGAGGAUCAACUAUUUGUUGCAUCAUGUUUUGCAAGCAAUGUUUCUAGCGAGUCGUGGUUGAUUGAUAGCGGAUGCACAAAUCACAUGACUCAUGAUAAAGAACUCUUCAAAUAA
This is a messenger RNA of Solanum verrucosum, 729 nucleotides long. RefSeq lists its product as uncharacterized. Gene Ontology annotation, molecular function: zinc ion binding; nucleic acid binding. The record is from RefSeq and is a predicted model, not a curated record. The coding region runs from base 1 to 729 and encodes 242 amino acids. The transcript has 2 exons. NCBI's taxonomy places the organism in Eukaryota, Viridiplantae, Streptophyta, Magnoliopsida, Solanales, Solanaceae.